AUCAAACCAAAUUUUAUUAAAUUUCUGUGGGGCAUUCUGUCUCCUAACAAAACUUGUUUAAUUUUUUUUUUUUUUUUACUUCUAAAACUUACCUGUAACUGACUGUGAAUAAACUUGUUUCUAUUCACUUUCACAGUGUUUUAUUUCCCAGUUCCUUUUUUUAAUCUAUAUCUUCUUGUUUUAAGAUGACAUAUUCAUACAGAUGAUACAAUGUUUUCUGAUUAUUUUCCCAACAGUCAAAUUGUUCUAGUUUGAUUACUUGAACAUAAUGAAUUUUGACUCUUCAUUUCUUAUAGAUGGAUUUUUCUCGACCUGAACUGUUUGAUUUCCAAGGAAUCUCAAUGACCAAGUAUCAUACAGACAAAUGGGAGAAAAUUCAAAACUUUCAGGCCAGGCCAAAUGAUAUAAUCAUUGCUUCAUACCCCAAAGCUGGAAGCACCUGGCUCUCCUACAUCCUCGACCUGCUGUAUUUUGGUCAGUCGUCUCCAGAGCGUCAGACAUCCAUACCUAUCUAUAGAAGAGCGAUAAACUUGGAGACAAACAUGUCCUAUUCACUGCCAGGAUCAGAGACUACACACAUUUUUAGAGGAACAGAGAUGUUGGACAAGCUCCCUACCUCUCCUCGACUCAUUAGGACUCAUCUUCCAGUCCAGUUAAUGCCAAACUCUUUUUGGGAGCAAAACUGCAAGGUGGUCUAUGUGGCUCGUAAUGCAAAGGACAGUGUGGUGUCUUAUUUCCAUUUUCAACGCAUGACCUUGAUGUUCCCAGAGCCUGAAGAAUGGAGCCGCUACCUCCAGAGAUUCAUGAAGGGAAAGAUGGUGUUUGGAUCCUGGUAUGACCACGUGAACGGCUGGUGGAAGAAGAAACAGAGUUAUUCAAAACUCCAUUUCAUGUUCUAUGAAGAUAUGAUUGAGGAUAUUGGACGUGAAAUGGACAAACUCUGCAGCUUCCUUGGUUUGUCUCCUUCAGCUGAAGAGAAGGAAAGAAUUAUAGACAGCGUGCAGUUUGACGAAAUGAAAACCAACGACAUGGUCAACUUUUCAGGAUUUGUCAAACAGAUGAAUUUCAAAGUUUCAUCUUUCAUAAGAAAAGGGAAGGUUGGUGACUGGAAGAACCAUUUCACUGUGGCCCAGAAUGAAGAGUUUGACGAAGACUAUGGGGAAAAGAUGAAGGACUCCACACUGCAGUUUCGUACUGAAGUUUAGAGGCCCAGUCUUGGUGUGUGUAACAAAGAAUCCUGACAUGACAAAAUACACUAAUCUUGUGUAUGCUUUGAUUAAAAUGUUAAAUGUAAUUGACUUUUGGGGUACUUGGGUAUUUUUACUCCUAUUUAAGGAUACACUAAAAUAUGCUUUUAAAAUUAAAUUUUGCUUCCAGCAAUCAUUUCUGUUUCUCU
This is a messenger RNA of Larimichthys crocea (large yellow croaker), 1396 nucleotides long. RefSeq names its product cytosolic sulfotransferase 3. Gene Ontology annotation, molecular function: sulfotransferase activity. The record is from RefSeq and is a predicted model, not a curated record. Lineage: Eukaryota; Metazoa; Chordata; Actinopteri; Sciaenidae. The transcript has 7 exons. Bases 297 to 1205 code for a protein of 302 amino acids.